CGCAGCUUUUUGUGCCUGAUAGCACGCAUUUCCUCUCCAAUACCUUCGGCCGAUUGCCAUUGGAGAGAGACUUCUAAUAUUCCCAGUUGUUUGCCUUUGCCAUUUUCUGACCUCCCUCGGCACGUGCCAAGUUCCCUAGUUUCUUGGCAGUAUUUCACAGAUUUGACGAGGCACUCCCCGCUGCUUUGAUUUUAUUCCAAGGCUUCGUCCUAAACAGUCAAGAUUCGCACGUUGAACUCGACAACAAAUUGGUUUUAAGCACAGAUUUUCUCCAUCAUAACCCAACUUUAUCCGUAUUAUAUACAUAAUUCAGGAUGCCUCAUUGUUUUUUGCCAUUCUUGCAGCGCCUGCGCAAACACUCGACUUCUGUAACAUGUGCGGGAGAUAUCGAGCUCGACGAGGAGAGUAAUCGCUUACUCUCCAUAGAGGGCCUAACCUUGCGGGAUAUUGUACCCUCGCCCCGAGGCAAGUUUUCGUCCACUGGCACUGGAAAAUAUAAUACAACCAAAAAAGAUAGAUUUGUGAGGACUAGUGGUGGGCAUAAACAUUAUCUGAGCCCGCCAAGGCCGAGAAGACAUUUUUGGAGAAGCAACGACAGCGAAGAGCUUUCAGGCAAAAACAAGCUAUUCAAUAGCUUUAAGUCGCAGUGGAUGGAAGGAAAACAAUGGAAAGAGACCAGUUUGGCAGGGUGGCCCAUCGAGAAUCGCGAUUUGGAAGCCAUUACCCAGCGAUAUGGGGAAAUCAAAAUGGUAGCCGGGUACGGCUCUCAUGCACUUGUAUUAAUAUCACAUAAAGUGCGCAACUGGGGUCCACAACUCGAUCGUUACUAUGCUAUAAAGAUCUUCCGCCACGCAUCAGCUCAGACCGAGUCUGACUAUUACAGACGUGCGACCUCGGAAUUCUCGAUCACUUCCUCCCUACAUCAUCAGAAUAUCAUCGAAGCCUUCGAGAUCCUCCCCUUGGAUUACGAUAGUCUCUGUGUGUGUAUGGAGUAUUGCUCAGGCGGAGAUUUGCAUGCACUGAUUGUGUCUUCACGUCGACUAUGGGAAGAUGAGGCAGAUUGUUUCCUGAAACAGCUGUUGUGCGGGAUUCUCUAUAUCCACGAGAUGGGGAUCGCUCAUCGUGAUUUGAAGCCGGAAAAUCUUCUGCUUACCAACUAUGGCCGCCUCAAGAUUUCUGAUUUUGGCCAUGCAGAGUGCUUUCGUCUUGCUUGGGAAGAUCAGGUUCAUAUGUCUACCAGGCGCUGUGGCUCAGCACCAUAUGUAUCACCGGAGCAGUAUCUUGCGCAACCGUUUGAUCCCAGAUAUGCCGACAUCUGGGCUGCCGCUAUUGUUUACAUAGCUAUGAGAGCUGGGAGGAAUCCUUGGAAGUCGGCAACAGUCAAGGACGAAUGCUUUCGAGACUAUACUGAAGACUGCAAAGCUGGAAGCCAGUAUUUCCUCAUCAAAGACAUAACCCAUGAGCGGAGUUGCGCGAUCCUACAUUCCAUGCUGAAUGUCACACCCGCGCAUCGACCAGGAGUGGCGGAGACUCUCCGUUCCCAGUGGCUUCAGGAGGUGUGUUGUUGUCAAGCUACCACCAACGCAGGACUUCCUGGUUAAGGCCUCUUAUAUUCUGCAUUCAACAGAUAAUAAUAUGAGAUGAGUCACUUAUCUCUGAAUCUUGCAGUAGCUGGCAGCGCAUGACAAUGUGGCAAGCUCUUAUUUUGGCAGCACCUACCUAUAUGAACGUCUUCAAAGGGGAUGCCUAGCAAGAUCAACUAAACAUAAGCGAGAUCUGGCUUCAAGUGAAAAGCCCAAACAAGCACAAUCAUCAGGAUAGUUUUGAGCGCGAGAAGUAGCGCUUGAACUAUGUAAUGACUCUAUUGACCUUAGCACUCUAUUACACUGGGAAGAUGAGAGGCUAUUAUUCCAAUAGACGGCACGCAAACAAGUUGGGAACCAGAGACAUGGAGAGAGCGUUUCGGCUACACCCGUGCGACGCAAUUUUCCAAAAGCAUUCAGACUUGUUUCGUUGAUUAUCUUCAAGAGUCAAAAGUUAGAGCUAAAUAAAUAGGACAUUUCACGCAAACUCCUCGCAUCUAAUUUCUGUUAAUCACUUUCCAUGCUAAAAGAAAAAAAGCGCGGUUCGGUGGGGUGUUUUUGGUCUUACUGACGGUAUUAACACAGAAAACCUUACGAGGGGCGUUCCAGUCUCGGCGAUUAUCACAUUGGCUGCAUUGACCCGUUCGGACAAAUUUCGAGCAUAUCGCCGAGACACA
This is a messenger RNA of Aspergillus calidoustus, 2260 nucleotides long. The record is from the annotation of a GenBank genome assembly. Lineage: Eukaryota; Fungi; Ascomycota; Eurotiomycetes; Eurotiales; Aspergillaceae.